GCCAACCCUCCUGGGAACUAGGAGGUCAAAGGACGCCUUGAUGGGAGAACCUGUGUUGGGCUGCUAGCUGAGGGAGGGGGUAUUGUACUUAAGCUGGGACUCGAAUGUUGCAUGCAUUUUUUUUUCUUUCCCCUCACCCCUGUUCUUUUCGAAAUACAUCUCUCUUGUUGCGGGUGUCUAGGUACCCAUGUGGUCGUCGUUCAGCACAUUUUUUCUUUUUCUUUUUGUUUUUCUUCGAGGUACCCUUUCAUGUGGACAUCAACUUUCAUCUUUUCUUAUAUGGCUCAUUGUCAUCCAAGCUGUUCGGCUUGGCUGGACUGUCAGGUUGCGUUAUUUACUCUCUAUAGGUCUGCAUGAGCUGGUCAGACACCUACCCCUCAUGAGUACUGACCGAUCGUAUUGUCAAUCAAUAGUCGACAUCUGCGUGGCUUUCUCUAUCCAAACAGGCACAUGUUGAUUUCUCUUGGAAGUAGUAUACCACUGCAGAGCAUCUAUCUCUAGGCGACACACGCCUGACCUGGAAAUAUAGUAAUUGCUGC
Chaetomium strumarium is the source of this 539-nucleotide messenger RNA. RefSeq lists its product as uncharacterized. The coding region runs from base 188 to 457 and encodes 89 amino acids. The record is from RefSeq and is a predicted model, not a curated record. Lineage: Eukaryota; Fungi; Ascomycota; Sordariomycetes; Sordariales; Chaetomiaceae. The transcript has a single exon.